This is a messenger RNA of Emiliania huxleyi CCMP1516, 810 nucleotides long. RefSeq lists its product as hypothetical. Lineage: Eukaryota; Haptophyta; Isochrysidales; Noelaerhabdaceae. The transcript has a single exon. The record is from RefSeq and is a predicted model, not a curated record. The annotation marks the transcript as partial.
ACCCUCACCACCGUCACCUUGCCCGCUGGCCUCACCUCCAUCGGCCCCAGCGCCUUGGACCUCUGCUCCUCUCUCGCCUCCGUCAACCUCCCCGCUGGCCUCACCUCCAUCUGCAGAGGCGCCUUCUUCGGCUGCUCCUCCCUGACCCGCAUCGCCUUCCCCGCCGGCCUCACCUCCAUCGGUGACUACGCCUUCCUCGGCUGCUCCGCCCUCACCACCGUCACCCUCCCUGCCGGCCUUACCUCCAUCAGCGAGCAAGCCUUCUUCGGCUGCUCCGCACUCGGCUCCGUCACCUUCCCCGCCGGCCUCACCUCCAUCGGCAAAGCCGCCUUCUGCCGCUGCUCCUCCAUCGCCCGCGUCACCCUCCCUGCCGGCCUCACCUUCAUCGGCAGCCUCGCCUUCGCCCUCUGCUCCUCCCUGACCCGCGUCACCGUGCUAGACACGGCCACGAUCGGCGACGAGGCUUUCAAUUCUGAGACCACCGUCCUCCGCCUCUCGCCUGCAAGCAUGCGCGACCUGCAGCGCUGGUACGAGGCGGUGGACGGGGCUCUGGCCAACAAGCGCUGCCGCCCCCUCCUCUACGGCUGGCUAGAGCGGGCCCAGGACCUCCCCCCCCUCCCCUUUCGCCCGCAAGGUUUGGUUCCGCGAGCUGCCCGAGUCCGGUCGCUGUGUCAGAGCAGGAGAACCCCCUGUGCCCCUGAUCGUCCUUCCAAAAUCCUGCUCGUGCAGGUGGGGACCCCCGGUCCUCCUCCAAGCCCCACCCGACCGGCGGGCAGGCGUGGGGCGCGUCGCCCCGCUUGCUCUAGGUAG